This is a messenger RNA of Onychomys torridus (southern grasshopper mouse), 814 nucleotides long. RefSeq names its product methyltransferase like 7B (gene Tmt1b). Lineage: Eukaryota; Metazoa; Chordata; Mammalia; Rodentia; Cricetidae. The record is from RefSeq and is a predicted model, not a curated record. The transcript is spliced from 2 exons. Bases 36 to 770 code for a protein of 244 amino acids. Gene Ontology annotation, molecular function: S-adenosylmethionine-dependent methyltransferase activity.
AAAAAGCCAGUGUCCCGGGACACAGAGCUGGUGUCAUGGAUGUCCUGGUCCCGUUUCUGCAGCUGCUGGUGCUGCUCCUCACACUUCCGCUGCAUCUGCUGGCUCUGCUGGGCUACUGGCAGCCCAUGUGCAAAACCUAUUUCCCCUACCUGAUGGCCAAGUUAACAAAAAGGUCCAACCAAAAGAUGGAAGGCAAGAAACGGGAACUGUUUAGCCAGAUAAACGAUCUGAAGGGGACCUCCGGCAAAGUGGCCCUGCUGGAGCUGGGCUGUGGCACCGGUGCUAACUUCCAGUUCUACCCAUCUGACUGCAAGGUCACCUGUGUGGACCCAAACCCCAACUUCGAGAAGUUCCUCACAAAGAGCAUGGCUGAGAACAGGCACCUCCAGUACGAGCGUUUCAUCGUGGCUUAUGGGGAGGACCUGAAACAAGUGGCUGACAGCUCCAUGGACGUGGUGGUCUGCACCCUGGUGCUGUGCUCUGUACAGAGCCCCAAAAAGGUCCUGCAGGAAAUCCAGAGAGUCCUGAAGCCGGGAGGACUGCUGUUCUUCUGGGAGCACGUGGCUGAGCCUCGGGGAAGCUGGGGCUUCCUGUGGCAGCGAGUGUUUGAGCCUACCUGGAAACACAUCGGGGAUGGCUGCCACCUCACCAGAGAGACCUGGAAGGACCUUGAGAAGGCAGGGUUCUUUAAUGUCCAAAUGGAAUGGCAGCCCGCUCCCUUCAAGUGGUUACCUGUUGGGCCCCACAUCAUGGGGAAAGCUGUGAAAUAACCCUCCCCCAAGGAGGCCACCUGCUCCCUCCCUGCCCGUCGUCA